CUGAAUUUAUUCUUUAAAAAAAUAAAAAAUAAAAUCUGAAUUUAUAAAUAGAGCAUCUCGCCCAAUUGCAUCAUUGGAAAGUAAGCUUAUAGUGUUCAAUUCAUGGCUUCAUCUUCUUCUCAACCGGAAGGUGGUUUAUCGGAAGAAGAUUACGACUUAAUCCAUGGCUCUCAAUCUGGUUGGGUCGAUGCUCGAACUUCGUGUCAUCAUCUCCACUCCUUAUCAAAUGAUCUUACCCACAUUCCAACCCCUGACACUCCCUGCAACAGGUGCCAACACCCGAGUGAAAACUGGUUGUGUUUAUCGUGUAAGGACGUGCUCUGUGGCCGUUUUGUGAACAGGCAUAUGCUCCAGCAUUUUCGUGAAACUAAUCAUAGUGUGGCCCUCAGUUUCAGUGAUCUGUCAGUAUGGUGCUUCUCCUGUGAUGCUUAUUUGGAUGCUCAAGUUAUUCAGCAAUUGCGACCUGUUCAUGAAGUGGCCUAUAUAUUGAAAUUUGAUGAACCUCCACCAGUUGUAGCAAGCUGAAGCCUGAAGGAAAUUUGAAAUUACAACUUUUAGAAAGUGGAAAUAUAGGUCUAAUGCUGAACAUGGAUUACUACUACCUGUUUCACUCCCUCUUUGCCCAAUGUAUGUGUUUCAGAUGUUUGGAAAUGACAACUCGAUUCUCUAGAUACUAAUGAACAAGAAAAAAAGAGUUAAGAAAACACAUGAAGUGGGACAUAAGUGGUUGUCAUGGCUGCUAUGACCGAACAUAAAAAGACACUAGAGAUAAAAUGAUAGAUGAAAGAGGAUGGAUGCAGCAAUGCAGAUGGAAGACGAAACACUUUGAUAACAUGAAUUGUUUAAUGAAACUAGUGUUGGGAAGGAACAACUCCACUACUUUGUGAAAAAACAAUAACACUUUGGACAUUGGAUUUGACUCAUCUAAAACAAGUAAUUAGUAAAGUGAGAAAACAAGGGACGGAGAAGUUAUCAAUUCUCAUGAAAAGAGUAGUUAGACAUUAUUCCCAGCCUAUCAAGCGGGCAUGACAUUUAUCAUGUUAUCGUUAUUGAAUAAAAUAGAAUCUUUACAUAAUAAUUUACCCUAUCGAGUCUGUACAUAAGAAUUUUCCCACUUAAACUGGUGUUAUUUUGUAAUCUUUCGUUAUUCACAUGUGUAAGUAUCUGUAAUAAUUACUUUUUGAAUGAAUACUUGCCAAUGCCACUUCA
Medicago truncatula (barrel medic) is the source of this 1209-nucleotide messenger RNA. Its product is annotated as histone deacetylase 6. Bases 103 to 525 code for a protein of 140 amino acids. Gene Ontology annotation, molecular function: zinc ion binding. NCBI's taxonomy places the organism in Eukaryota, Viridiplantae, Streptophyta, Magnoliopsida, Fabales, Fabaceae. The transcript is spliced from 5 exons. The record is from RefSeq and is a predicted model, not a curated record.